AGCCGGGUUCCGGCGGCGCUCACUGGCGCCGCUCGCCCCCCCCAACCCCGCUCGGCUAGAGCGCUCUGAACCCGGGCCGGACGGACCUGGGCACCGGCCCGACCCGCGGGGAGGGAGCUCGGGGCGCCGUGGACCCCCCGAGCCGGCCGAGGCAGCCAUGGGCUCCGUGGGGAGCCAGCGCCUCAAGGAGCCCAGUGUGGCAGGCACACCCGACAGGAGUAUGGGGACCAGCUUCAGCUUCGACAGCUUCCAGCUGGAGGGCACUUCAGCCAUGGUGGAGGCGACUCAGGACCAGGGCAUCAGGGCCAGGGCCAUUCCCUCCCUCAUGGACUCCGUGGUGGAGGAGCCGGUGCCCGAGGACCGCUACCACGCCAUCUACUUCGCCAUGCUGCUGGCCGGCGUGGGCUUCCUGCUGCCCUACAACAGCUUCAUCACCGACGUGGACUACCUGCACCACAAGUUCCCAGGGACCUCCAUUGUCUUCGACAUGAGCCUCACCUACAUCCUGGUGGCACUGGCAGCCGUGCUCCUCAACAACGUGCUAGUGGAGAGGCUGAGCCUGCACAGCAGGAUCACCACAGUGCAGCAAUCCAGCUUCUAUGGGUACACGGGAAUGCUGCCCAAGAGGUACACGCAAGGGGUGAUGACGGGGGAGAGCACGGCGGGGGUGAUGAUCUCCCUGAGCCGCAUCCUCACCAAGCUGCUGCUGCCAGAUGAGCGGGCCAGCACGCUCAUCUUCUUCCUGGUCUCCGUGGGCCUGGAGCUGCUGUGCUUCUUGCUGCACUUGCUGGUGCGGCGCAGCCGCUUUGUGCUCUAUUACACCACGCGGCCGAGCGACAGCUGCAGGGCGGGCUACCGCGUGCACCACGACGUCGCCACGGGAGACAUCCACUUCGAGCACCACGCCCCGGCCCUGGCCGGCAGUGGUUCCCCCAAGGACAGCCCGGCCCAUGAGGUGACCUGCGGCGGGGGCAGCGCCUACGUGCGCUUUGACGUCCCACGGGCGCGGGCGGAGCGGAGUUGGCCUAGCUUCCGAGCCCUCCUGCUGCACCGCUACGUGGUGGCGCGGGUCAUCUGGGCCGACAUGCUGUCCAUCGCGGUGACCUACUUCAUCACGCUGUGCCUGUUCCCCGGCCUGGAGUCGGAAAUCCGCCACUGCGUGCUGGGCGAGUGGCUGCCCAUCCUGGUCAUGGCCGUGUUCAACCUGUCGGACUUCGUGGGCAAGAUCCUGGCCGCCCUGCCCGUGGACUGGCGGGGUACCCACCUGCUAGCCUGCUCCUGCCUUCGUGUGGUCUUCAUCCCCCUCUUCAUCCUGUGCGUCUACCCCAGCGGGGCGCCUGCCCUCCGCCACCCGGCCUGGCCCUGCGUCUUCUCCCUGCUCAUGGGCAUCAGCAACGGCUACUUCGGCAGUGUGCCCAUGAUCCUGGCGGCCGGCAAAGUGAGCCCCCAGCAGCGAGAGCUGGCAGGGAACACCAUGACCGUGUCCUACAUGUCAGGGCUGACGCUGGGCUCCGCCGUGGCCUACUGUACCUACAGCCUCACCCGUGAUGCCCACAGCAGCUGCUUCCGAGCUGCCACCGCUGCCAACGGGUCCCUCCUCAUGGGGCCCUGAGCCCUGUCACCUUCCCCGCCUGGGGAGGCUGCUCUGGUGGCCGGGACCAGGCUCGAGGCCAACUGCCCGGCUGCCUGCAGUGCCUCAGGGCCCAAGCCAGCCUCCUCCUGUGCCAACGGCCCCAGCUCUCUGGAUGCAGCCAUCCGGCCACCUGGGCCACGUCUCUGUGACCCAGGGCCCUGCCCAGCACUGUGUCCCACACACCCUCUGCCACGUCUGUGUCCAGUGGCCCCGGCUCGAGUCAGGCCAGCCCUCAGUGGGCCCCCUGCCUGGGAUGACAGAGCAUGAGCAUCCCCGUCCGGGUGAGCCUGCUGCAGGGCCUGCUUCGAGGUCAACUUGGUCAUCAUCGCUGUCCUCGGCCCUAGGUGGGGGAAGACCCUCCGCCUGGCCCUCAGAGGAGUGGUGCAGUCCCCAGCCUGUCACCCUCGGGCCACCCAUCCUUGAGCACUGAACACAGGCGCCUGCUGAGGAAGGAUGGUGGCCCGACCUCAGUGUCCCCAGCGGUGGAGCUGGCCCAGGAACGUCCCCUACCCCAGGCCUGGGGCUCUGUCUGCUGGGCCCUGUUGCCUCUCCAGCUCCCCUCAGCCCAACAGGGGUAAGAGAGGGGGCUGAGUUUGGGGGCCACGAAGCAGUUACCCCAAGGUCACCUCAACCCAAGCUUGGCUUCCUCUCCACGCCCCAUCCGGUGGGGCUUCAGGGAGGGACAUGUGCCUGAGAGUCCAUGGGAAGUCGGGAGAGCUGGGGUCACUGCAGGCCACCAGGCAGACUCCAGGGCAUCCUGCCAAAGAAGGCUUUCCCAGGGACAGCGCCCAACCGUUGUCCCCAGCCCUAGCCGUGACCAUGCUGUCCCCUCACCUGUGUGUCCCGUCCCCCCAUGUCCUCUAACUGUACCGCACUGCCCAUUAAAAGACAGCGGCUGAGACUGCCCCA
This is a messenger RNA of Heterocephalus glaber (naked mole-rat), 2542 nucleotides long. The record is from RefSeq and is a predicted model, not a curated record. NCBI's taxonomy places the organism in Eukaryota, Metazoa, Chordata, Mammalia, Rodentia, Bathyergidae.